AUGAAGCUCUACCGUCUCUGGCCAGUGCUUCCGCUCUGUGCCGCCAUCGUCAUCCCAAAUGAGCAGGUCUUAAGUGACAUUGCUGAGCUCGAUACGAACAAAAAUGGCGUGAACAAAGACUCGACAUCCUUCCUCUCCUCCAUUGAAUCCUCCAUCCAGGACGCCGCGACCGACUUCAGAAAUGCCCUAGACGAGGCCCUUGAGCUCGCCUCCGAUGCGUUUAACACCCAACGGCUGCAGUCCGGCGCCUCUGAAGCUGCUUCCUGGAUUACGAAUUUCUUCGACCAUCCCACCGACGCGGAGAAUCUUCCCAAAGAUCUCAAGCAAUUGCCGCAGUACCUGCACCCACGUCGGCCUUUCCCGCCUCACCAUCCCUCCUUCAACAAAACCAUCUACGAACUGAUCAAGUCCAGCAAGUAUACCACCAUCCUCGCCAAGAUCGUUGACGAGGAUGACGAGCUGGUCCAGUUCUUGAACAGCACUAAGGCGAACCAUACCUUCUUUGCUCCUACCGACGAGGCCUUCUCAAAGAUCCCGCAUCACUGUCCUGGCCGUGAUCACGACCACGACCACGACCAUGAGCACCCCAAGAUCCCCAAGGAGGUUAUCCGGACCAUAUUCCACUACCACGUCGCACCAGGCCGCUACUCGGCCUCAGAUAUCUUCCACAGCCACACCGUGCCAACCACCCUGAACGAGUCCACUCUCGGCCCUGAUCUGCCCCAGCGCCUGGCCGUCCGUGUAGGAUGGAGAGGCCUGACGCUGAACUACUACAGCCACAUCGUAGCCGCAGACAUUGGCGCCACAAACGGCAUCAUCCACGGCAUUGACGCCAUCCUCAUCCCACCCCCAGAUACCCUCACGCUUCUGACCAUCGUCCCCACCGAAUUCAGCACCUUCACACUAGGCCUCUACAAGACCGGCCUGGCAACCGCCCUCAACGAAUCCAGCACGCCCCACCACCACGGCGGCACCAUCUUCGCCCCCUCCAACUCAGCCUUCAAGCACCUCGGCUUCAAGAUCAAUGCAUUCCUGUUCUCCCCUCCCGGCGAGAAGUACCUGCGCGCCCUGCUGCAGUACCACAUCGUGCAGAACAGAACUCUAUAUUCGGACGUCUUCUACACCUCCAAAGGGGAGAUCAAGCCGUUUGGUGUAAAGGGCUUCACGCAUCUUGAUCUGCCGACCCUCCUGCACGGCCGGAAGCUGGCUGUCGAUGUCGCCCGGUUUGGACCGUAUGCAUCGCUGAAGAUCAAUGGCUACCAGCGGGUGGCUUUUGCGGAUGCGUUGGCCAAGGACGGCAAUGUGCAUGUUGUCGACCAUGUUUUGAUCCCGCCUCGCAAAGUCGAUGAUUCGGCGCCGGAAUGGACUGGCAAUGAUGAUGAGUUGACUGUUGAGGAUCUUAAAAGCCGUCUCGGAGACUGGUUGGAAGAAGACGAGGGCGAGGUCGAAGUGAUGCAUGACAUGUUGGCUCAUGGUACUGAACUGUAA
Molecule: messenger RNA, 1488 nt
Organism: Aspergillus pseudoviridinutans
Lineage: Eukaryota; Fungi; Ascomycota; Eurotiomycetes; Eurotiales; Aspergillaceae
Product: fasciclin domain-containing protein
Exons: 2
Coding region: 1-1488 (495 amino acids)
Biological process (GO): macroautophagy
Cellular component (GO): fungal-type vacuole membrane
Source: RefSeq, a predicted model, not a curated record